Molecule: messenger RNA, 1259 nt
Organism: Phlebotomus argentipes
Lineage: Eukaryota; Metazoa; Arthropoda; Insecta; Diptera; Psychodidae
Gene: Rtc1
Product: probable RNA 3'-terminal phosphate cyclase-like protein
Exons: 1
Coding region: 76-1233 (385 amino acids)
Biological process (GO): ribosome biogenesis; endonucleolytic cleavage of tricistronic rRNA transcript (SSU-rRNA, 5.8S rRNA, LSU-rRNA)
Cellular component (GO): nucleolus
Molecular function (GO): RNA endonuclease activity
Source: RefSeq, a predicted model, not a curated record
GUUUUGUUUACGUCUGCAGCGCUGCAAAAGAGAAGUGUUUUUCGGUGGGUUUUUCGUGAAAAUUCACCCUGGAAAAUGGUGUCAAUUGGCAAGGAGGGUGACUUACUGCUGUUCAAGGGCAGCAACUUCCUCAAGCAGCGCCUCUUGCUGGCCACACUCAGCGGGAAACCCGUGAAGAUCACCAGUAUUCGCAGCUUCGAGAAUCCACCGGGAUUGCGUGAGUACGAAGUAAGUCUCAUCCGUCUGCUGGACAAAAUCACCAACGGGACGCGCAUUGAGCUGAAUGAGACUGGCACGGCCAUCAUCUACGAGCCGGGACUCCUCUUGGGUGGCACGCUGAUGCACGAGUGCAGUCUGCAGCGCUCCAUUGGAUACUACUUGGACGCCCUGCUCGCUCUGGGGCCCUUCUGCAAGUCCCCACUCUGUGUCACGCUCAGAGGAGUGACGAACAGCCACGAGAGUCCCUCGGUGGAUCACAUCUCCUCCUCGGCUGUGCCCAUCCUCAAGCGCUUCCUCAUCGUCGACGAUGGACUGGAGCUGAAGGUGCUGAAGCGCGGAUUGAUGCCGCUGGGCGGUGGCGAGGUACUCUUCAAGUGUCCCGUGCGGAAGAAUCUCCACACUGUGCAGCUCCUCCGAGUGGGCAUGGUGAAGAGAAUCCGUGGCGUGGUGUACGCCUGUCGCGUGUCUCCCGCUCUGGCCAACAGAACUGUCGAGGCAGCCAAAGGCGUCAUGCUGAACUUCCUUCCGGACGUCUAUAUCAACACACACCAAGUGAAGGGCAAAUCCGCUGGAAAUAGCCCAGGAUUCGGGAUAAAUCUCGUGGCUGAGACCACAGAUGGGUGCUUCUAUGCCGCCGAGACAGUGUCGAAUCUCAUCAAGGAUGGAACGACGCCUUCAGUGCCUGAGGAGUUGGGCAAAGAGACUGCCCAGAAGCUCCUGGAGGAGAUUUACCGCGGCGGAUGCGUAGACUCCACGUUCCAGUGGCUCGUCACCCUGUACAUGGCUCUGGGGCAGAAGAACGUGGCCAAGUUCCUCACUGGCCCACUCUCAGACUACACCAUUCACUUCCUGCAGCACCUCAGGGAGUUCUUCUCCAUCACCUUCAAGCUGGAGAAUCACACCGACGCGGAGGAGGAGGAUGAUGAGGCUUCCGAGUCACCAGCAACUGCGCCCAAAAUCCUCAUGACCUGCGUGGGAAUAGGAUAUUCAAACAUAAAUAAACGCAUGAUGUGAAAAAGCCCGCAUGUUUCAUUCUCGUU